Molecule: messenger RNA, 3684 nt
Organism: Scaptodrosophila lebanonensis
Lineage: Eukaryota; Metazoa; Arthropoda; Insecta; Diptera; Drosophilidae
Exons: 11
Coding region: 198-2375 (725 amino acids)
Source: RefSeq, a predicted model, not a curated record
GCAAAUAACUGUUACAAAUUUGUAUGCCUUGUGCCUAGGAAAAGUAGUCAAAAGGCGUUUUAAGUGGCAGUUGCGUUGGCCAAGGAAAAAAAGACGCGUAUGUGUUUGUGUCCGGCGAUUGAGCUGCGGGUGCAGCACGCGAGGAAGGAAGGUGCAUCGUCUGUGCGCUAUGAAUACUAGAGGAGUACAACGAUAGCAUGACGCGCGACGGCGAAAUUCCAGCCAUCUUCAAUCCGAAACGUGUGCGCACGCCAUCGGUGGUGGUCACUGGCGAUUCCUCGAAUGGUCCAUAUAAUAAUAACAACAGUGGUGGCGGGAGUGGUGGUGCCGGUGGCGCCACUACAAGCAGCAGCUGCGGCUUCAGCAAUGUGCUUAACACAAGUAAUCCACAAAUAACCCACCAGGAUUCGAUAUCAUCGAGCCAACAGGAUCCCAAUGAGGUCAUUACCAUACAGGCGGAAACACCGACCGCCCAUAACGCACAACACUUCGGCAGCGGCAACGACUCGUCGGACACACAUACACAAAUAACAAUAGACCUGCAGCAGCAUGGGAAUGGCGCAACGUCCUUGGGGGAGGAGGCGGCGGAAGUGCGCUUCAAAAAGCUCAAAGCCUGCAAAGAGUCUUGCUGCUCCGAACUGGCACAGAAGAUGUACUUUGGCGUUUGCGUGACCAUUUUCGUGACCGCCUCAUGGGUGGGCGCCACACACUGCAUUAAGUACAUGUACCUGUAUCAAGCGCCCUACGAUGACGACUCUGAUUAUGACUUGGACACAUCUUCCAGUCGAGCCGAAUUGAGCAGCGAGAUCGAGAAUAUAUUGGCCAUCAGCGAAACGUCAAUGCAUCACGUCGAGGACGCCACCGAGAUGUUCAAUAUACCACCGCGCCAGCCUGUCUACUUUAGCGCACCAUUCUUUGCCGCCUGGUUUUUUACCAACUUUUCGCUACUCUUUUUCCCCAUCUACGUGCUGGGCAGCAUGUCGGCCCGCAAGUGCAACAAACUCAGUGAAAUUUUGGGUGAUGUCCUGAGAGGAUUUCGCGAGCGCGGCUUUACCAUAGGGCGAUUUCUCAAUCGCUGUCUCUCCUUCUGCAUAUUGUGGCUGGUGACCACAUAUCUCUACACGUUGUCGCUGCACGUGCUCUUCGCCACAGACUCGCUGGCUCUGUUUGCCACUAAUGUGGCAUGCGUCUAUCUACUCUCCUGGGUCAUACUGCACGAGCAGUUCGUCGGUGUACGGAUUGUGGCCGUCAUACUCUGCGACACGGGCAUCGCGCUGCUGGCCUACAUGGACGGCAUCACCGGCGAGAGUCGCACGCUCAGUGGCGUGGUGCUGGCCACCUUGGCGGCAGCUGGCUAUGCUGUUUUUAGGGUUAUGUUUCGCAAGGUGAUGGGCGAUCCACCAGUGGGCCAAAUAGCGUUCACCUUCACCACGCUCGGCUUUCUCAAUGCUCUACUGCUGUGGCCUGUCGUGCUGGCGCUCUACUUGACAGGCACGGAAAACCUGUCAUCAGAAAGCAUACCAUGGCAUGUUCUGCUCGCGGCUAGCGUUCUGCUCCUGGUUUUCCACGUUCUGAUGCAGUUCAGUGCCGCCGUUACCUACAACAUGUUUGUGACAUUGGGUCUGAUUACGGCAGUGCCCGUUUCUGGUGCACUCGACGUAAUAUUGUAUAGCGCAACAUUUGCUGGAAUGAAACUAGCCGGUGUCAUACUUAUCGGCAUUGGGUUCUUUCUAAUUAUGUUCCCUGAAAAUUGGCCCGAUUACAUAACGCGGUUGUUGCGAAAGAGCGUUCGUGCCAUACUCCGUUACCAAUGUUGUUGUGAAUUAGCCGAAAUUCGCUAUGCUCAUUCGAAGCAUCAUAAUGUUGGGUCACAAUGCGAGAUGGGGUCGCGGCCCUCGGAGCGGUACUUCAACAGGUCAGCAUCCCACCAUUAUCGACUAUCGGACGGGAUACAUAAGGUCCCAUCUUCGUUCACCCUCUGGCCGUGUGAGAUGACUGAUCUAUCGCCAACUGGGUUUCUGCAUGGCAACGCACACCACCAUCAGCAGCAUCAGCAGCUCUUACAGCAACAACAACAACAAUAUCAGCAGCACCACCGCCUCCACCAGCAACAGCAGCAGCAACAACACCUGCAACGCCAACACUCCCACACUUCGCUAACGAUGAUCCAUCGGCAGAGCAGCAGCCACAGCGCCCAUGGGAGCCGCCGAGGCAGCGGCAGCUCGCGGGCACCGACCGCGGGCAGUGGCAGCGGUCGCCUCUUCUCCUACUUCGGCAAUGAGCACGAGCACGAGCGGAAAAAGUCGGAGACCUCGUUCUUCAAUUUAGGCUUUCGACGAAAGUCGACUGUGGUCUACUAUGCGGCCACCGAUUAGAUGGAGCUCGAAGUCUAGGAGCGAAGCUUCGGUUGUAAGCUGACCGCGAUCCGGACCGAUCCGGUCUAGUACGGUCCUGCAUAUCAAAACGAGUAUAUAGAAAAUAAUCACAUGAUCAUUCGAUACGGUAAAUGCGUUUGACGAACAAUCAUUGAAAGUAUAGGCGAAUUAUUAUAGAAAAGAAGCACUUUAUAGAUAUCCAGUUUUCUGCUUUCGUGCGUAUCAUGAUUAUAAGUACAUACUCAUUAUGUCAUAUUCAAGUUGUUGUUGUUAUUGUAAAAGUUUAAUUAAAGUACACACAGUUACAAUUUUGCUCAAAUAUUAAAGAUACUUAUACGUACAUAACGCCGAAGGGCGCAGAGAAAUAUUUUCAAUUCAAUUUAACACAAUAACCAGGCUAUACCCGAUAAUAUCGAAUCAAUAUAACCGCAUCCACAUCCACAACCUCAUUCCCAUAUCACCAAUGUGCAGAUAACCCCAGAAAUGAAGGAGCUAUACCAAUGAACUCGAAAGUGCCCCCAAAGUUAACGUAAAAAUCUCAGAUUUCGGUUUUGUGCCAUAGUCGUAAUACGCCCAUCAACUAUGGCUAUGGUGCUCAACCAGAAGAACUCGAUAUUUGAAAAAUUGCAAUAUUUGGAAUGAGAAAACAAAUCGAAGCCAAUUGAUUUUAGCAAUUAUACACAAUACUAAAAUAAUUCAAUUACAAAUUAAAAAUUUUAGGCUACACACCCAGGCACAUAGAAAGGCAAGGAUGGAAACUCCAAUCCAAGAUAACUUAGCCAACGAAUAAACAAAAGUAAAGCCAAUAUUGCAAGAACAUAGUUUAUAGACAUCACCAGGCAAAGGCAGAACCCAUUAACCAUAAUAAUAAUAAGCCCAUUUUAAAUACUAAAAUUCUGAGAUCCGUAUUGUUUUAAACGCUAAGCCACACAACAGAUUCCAGCAAGGAUUUGAUUUUGUUGCGCGUUUCUUGUUAACUGGUUUUUUGAGAGCGAACUGAACUCUUGAGAGCGGUAUUUUAUUAACUAAAAUACAUAUGUAUUUUUUAAAUGUUUAUGUGUUGUAAAUUAGCGAAACGUUGUGUACCACUUAUUGUUAUUGUAGAAUUCAAACCAAAAUCGAAAUCCAAACUCCAAAACUGUUGUAUUACUGUGUAAUAAAACAGUUGUGAAUCAUGUGUCCAAAGAUCUCAAUCGCCGUUCGAUAUGGACACACAAUUCCCAACUGUUUACAUACGCAGUUGUAUGUGUUAAGUUAUGCAGCCACACCUAAUAAUUGAUUUGUGAUAGUUUUUAAAAAAAAGAAGAAA